Messenger RNA from Penicillium maclennaniae, 1908 nucleotides. Its product is annotated as TFIIH subunit TFB1 family protein. Lineage: Eukaryota; Fungi; Ascomycota; Eurotiomycetes; Eurotiales; Aspergillaceae. The coding region runs from base 1 to 1908 and encodes 635 amino acids. Gene Ontology annotation, biological process: transcription by RNA polymerase I; nucleotide-excision repair; transcription by RNA polymerase II. The transcript has 2 exons. The record is from RefSeq and is a predicted model, not a curated record. Gene Ontology annotation, cellular component: transcription factor TFIIH holo complex; transcription factor TFIIH core complex.
AUGGCACCUCCAAGCGGAGCAGCAUCAUACAAGAAGAAGGACGGCAUCUUGACGUUGAGCCAAGAUGAGGAAUCACUCACCUGGAGUCCUGCGGCGGCUGACAGUGUGGCCUUGACGAUUUAUGUGUCCAAAAUCACCAAUUUACAACAGACGCCUGCCACGGCCGCCAAGGUUAUGCUGAAGAUUUUUGCAUUAGCUGCAGACGCCCCACCAAAUAGUACACCGGACACCUAUACUUUCCAGUUCACGGCCGGGGUAGACGCACGCCCGCAGGCUGAUGCCAUUAAAGAUGCACUCAGCGCCCGAGUCAACGCGGCCAAGGCGGGGACACCGUCCGGCACGCCGACACCUGGAGGUAGCGGAGGAGGUCUAUCAGCGGCAAUGGCUAUCGCAAAUGCCGUCUCAUCGGGCGCCUCAACGAAGAACCCAUGGGACGACGACAAUCGCCUUAAAGGCGACGUGGAGCUCCAACAGUCGCUGUUGAAAGCAGACCCUGUGCUACAAAAGAUGUUCAUGGAAUCCAUGAAAACAAAACCCGAGAAGCUGACCUCCGGUCAGUUCAUGUCACAAUUCUGGUCUACUCGGCUUCACCUCCUACGAGCGCACGCGAUUGAACGAACCCAGACCCGUGGCUCUUACAACGUUUUGUCUUCCCUGAAGCCACGCGUAGAAGACAAUGUGACCAGGUUGAAUAUUAGCAAAGAGCAAAUCCAACUCAUAUUUACGCAGCACCCACUUGUGAAGCGCGUGUAUGAUGAAAAUGUGCCCAAGCUUAGCGAGCAGCAGUUCUGGUCGCGGUUUUUCCAGAGUCGGCUGUUCAAGAAGCUGCGCGGAGAGCGUAUUGGCGAAGCGGAUGCCACUGACGCCGUUCUGGACAAGUAUCUUCGGGACGAUACUUCGGAUGGAAAUCGCGACGCCAGUAUCCCGCAUUUCCUUGAUAUGGCGGCCAACGAAAGCCAUCAUAGUCAGCGCCGUGGAAACCGGCCGGACCUGGACAUGCGGCCCUCUGGGGUGGACAAGGUCCCAAUCAUUCGCACGCUGAAUAGCCUGAGUGAGAAAAUCAUGGCGAACGUCGCGCCAGCCGACGGGGACAUUAGUGCACCGAUUGGCAUGGAUGAGGAGGCAUAUAAGAAGCUUCAGUUGCGAGACCUUUGCGGAGACGAGGAACAAUCUCGCAUCACAUUAAACAUUCGCGAUCAAAACCGUUUCUUCUCGCAGGCCCAGGAGGAUGGUCAAAACAAGGAAUUCGCGCAACAAGACCCUGGUCUCAUUCUGAGGAAGCUCCGCGAAGAGAUUGCGCAUAAUCUUCCGCUCGGCGGCAGGGCUCCGCUACAGAAGCUUGUCGAUCCCGAGGAUGAUGAAGACGAGGAUAUGGAAGACGCACCCGCCAGUCAACGUCCAGUUGGAUCGUCUGCAGCUCUUCAUGAUGCAUUCUCUCAAAUCCUAGGGGCGGUGCGCGAGCGACGAACUCAGAUGAGCGAAUCCUCGGCCUCGGACACUUUCGGUCUCUCGGUAGCCAUCUACGAUCGAUUGACACUAACCCAUGCGACGUCAACCGAAUUCCUGCACCAAUUCUGGCAAGCCUUCCUUUCGGGCAAUCCGGAUCGAGCGGGGGAAGUCGCAUCACUCUCCGAGUCCCUUGAGCGUGCACUGGAUCGCAUUCAAGUCGUGGCAAAAGACGCAGAAGCAGAGCGACAGUUGGAGGUCGAAAAAAUCAAAAGCCACGCGCGGGAAGUCUAUCAAACGACGGGAAGAAAAAUCCGGGUCAACCUGGAUGUGGAGGGCGGUGCUCAAGUCGUGAAUCAAUUGCUUGGCCCUACGAUACGCGCUUUGCAACAGGCCUUGGACAAGUAUAACAAAGCUUUGAAGGAGGAGAUGGCGAAAGAGUCAGCCGCGAUGGCUAUGUAA